AUGCUCAAGACGUUUGAAUCCAUCACCGACGAUGACGGCCGCGUCAAGGCCUGGCUUCCUUAUUCGGGCGACCACUCGUCGGGCGAGGUCCCCAUCUACACUCUCGACGAUGUCCUGAGCGAGCUCCAACACCUCCCUUCAUCGACCUGGACCCUCAAAUUCGAUACCGCCGGAUACUUUGGCGUAGAUAACACCUUCUUCCCCGAGGUUUCCGUCUCCUUCACUUUGAAGGGCGAUGGCCACUACCACGUUCCUUUGCUCCUGUCGCCGUACUCAUACACUACCUACCGGGAAGCUAAGCAUCCGCCACGUCCGCACGAUUGCAAUACGGAAGACUCUAGGGCGGAAUACUCGCUAGGGCUGGAGUCGCGGACUCGCGGCUGGGGAAAAUCUUGA
Parascedosporium putredinis is the source of this 396-nucleotide messenger RNA. The record is from the annotation of a GenBank genome assembly. Lineage: Eukaryota; Fungi; Ascomycota; Sordariomycetes; Microascales; Microascaceae.